GAAACGAAACUUGAUUAAUCAGUAUGCAACUCAUCUAGAAGAAAACUGUCUAGGGCACUGCAUUAUACUAUAGCGUUUUCUGCUUAUAAGAAACUUUUUGAACAAUAUAUUAGUCAUUUGGAUAUUUUUACUUGUAAAGGGCUUAUCUUUGUUAAAUCUCGAGUAAAGCAAUAAAUGAAAUGAAAGUUUUGUUUUGUUAACGAAAAUAAGCUAUAGUUGAUUAGUUGGAAACGUUCUUUGAGAUACAGUUUAGAAGAAUGGAAUUGACAGAUAAUGCAAAUGGGAACAGAACAAGUAAAAAAGGGGCGGACCAAAGAACAGAUUAUGAAGAUGAAGCUAGGAGACUUCGCAGAUUAUUGAGGCUUUAUUUCUACGCAGCUUUCAAAUGGAAGGGAAACACGUGCUACUUCCAUCUUAUCUACUGUUUUUUCUUUUUGAUACAGAUAACUAAAGUUGCUCUUUUAACGACACAGAUGUUUCACUUUGGAUAUGACCGGGGUAACUUCAGUUCAAGCGUCAACAGGGGACACCUCACCCUUCGUCAUCUCCUCCUUGAACACUGGGACGCGAGUUGGGAAACUCUUCCAUAUCCCCCAGCACAAGGAGACUUUGCCGUGUAUACGAUAAGUGAUCUGGAGAGCGGUAUUAACUAUGCUGUGCAAAACUAUUACAACGCAGAAAAAGAAGCAAUAGGAUACUACAUAAGAAGACCAGACGAUAAAAUGAUUGCGACAGUGAAAUACUUUGAUUUUCCUGGUUUUCAUGAUUCCCAUGUUCAAGAUAGAAUUCUCAUAUCUGACAAAACAUUUCCGAUCGACAAAGGCCUGACAUCAAAGACAACACCUGAGAAUAAGACACUGUAUAGCUACAAUAUAUCACGCGAAUUUGAAUAUUUACAGUUGUCACAGCCAAUUAAAAGAUUGUUGUCUACAACUCUACAUUUCACGAUGCAUUCUGUUCGCUCCCAUGCAGACAGCAAGAAAGCCACAUGUCUUAGAAUAGAGGGUUCGGUAGAAUUUUCCGAUCUCGAUAAUAAUGGUCAGGUAACGGUAGAUCUUGUCACGCAUUCCAGAAGAAUCAGAUGCCGAGAAAUGAAUCUAAAGUUGUCAGACUGGCAACUGGAGAAUGCCUCAGAAAUAUUUGGUACUGCGGUUAUUGUAUUCACCAUCAUCUCAUUGAUUAUAACGGCGUUAACCAUACUAUUUGCAGCCUUUAGCUUCUUGAAAACAAAACAGUUUAUGAAGAAACACUACAGAUCGUACUAUCGACCAGUUGAUAAGGAUGAAGUUGACCUACCCGCAUCGGAAUACUCGCGUUUUAUAAAAUACUGGGAUAUUGCCGUUAUCGUUUCUGACAUCCUUACGUUGUAUGGAACAGUAUGGAUUGUGUUUAAUACAGUGCAAAGUGAAUGGGUUCUGGAAAUACUGGAUUCUUACACAGUGUGGCUUGGAGUCGGGUGUGUUCUUGCGUGGAUCAGUCUUCUUCGUUUCUUCAAAUUCCAUAAUAAAUUCCAUCUAUUGUUUAGCACAUUAUACCGUGCUUUCUGGGAUGUGAUUGCGUAUCUCGUAUGCGUUGCUGUGUUAUACAUUGGUUUUUGGGUGUGUGGGUAUGUUGUUAUGGCUCCGUAUCAUGUCAAGUUUAAAACGCCCGCAGCGGCUGCGGAAACGUUGUUUGCUGUUGUAAAUGGUGAUGAAAUAUAUGCCACAUUAGCUAUUCUGGAGUCUGACAAGAGCGGAGGUAACUGGGUGUGGUGGUUCUCUAGGUUCUACAUUGGAGCAUAUGUUGCUAUAUUCACCAUCGUGGUUAUCAACCUGCUGAUAGCACUUUUUAUGAGCGCUUACGAAUCCAUCAAGUCAUACUACGAGGACAAACCAGAUGAAAGAGAAUUGGGUCCGAUGGAAAAGGCUUUACGCCGUGUUCUUGAGCAACAAGCAGAAAGAAGCAAUUUACGUUCUUCAAUAUAUGACUUGAUGACCGAAGGGAAAGCACUCUCCAAAGAAGAAUCAUCACUAAGACUGGAACUUGCAAAACUUGUUCGAGUUUCAAAAAGCAAGAAUGACGUGGUUCUCCUAAAGCCGAGGACAUUGAAAGCGUUUAUGGAAGAUGAAGAUGACAAAAGUAAAAAGACGAAAUGCGGCUGUAUCUCUUGUUCUUUCACUUUGUUCUCCAAUGAUCAGGAAUCUGAAGGUAAAUAAUGGUACAUUUAAUAUUGGCUAUUGAGGGACGACUAAACUUUUGAGGUCAGGUGACAGAAAUGUGUCGAUUGUUUAAACGUUGAAGACCCAGGCUUGAUAAAAUUAUCAGGCUGACAAAAAAAGGAAACGUUCUGACAAUUUUCAGGAGGCCAAGCUGGAUAAAAUUAUCAGGCUGAAAAUAGUAACGUUCAGACAAUUCCCAGAAGACCAAGGCUGGAUAAAAUUAUCAGGCUGAAAAAUAGCUUGCCUCCAGAUAUACAUUCAAGCUACAUUUAGCUCGAGUUGGUAUGAAAUCCAUUGAAGGCAUACUACGUGGAACUGGAAUACAUUUAUCUAAUGUCUGGUAUAAGAAUUUAUAGCUCAUAAAAUGUUAUUUCUUUUUUCCCCUACAAGGCGUUUGACAUUUACAUGUUCUUAGAUAGUGUAUAGAUAGUGUAUAAAGUUGUCAUCGGUAUUAUGUUCAUCAAUACAAUGGGAAUUCAAUUGACUAGUCACAUUUUGAGUUCCUGAAGGACCUAAUUGAAGCGAUUCUGAACAUUUCAGAAUAUAAACGGAAAAAUAUGUUAUUUGCAACAAGUUUUAUAAACUGGAUGAAAACAUUUAAGGGUUAAGGCUGUGUACAUUGCAUUAUCAUAAACAUAAUACAUCGAGACUGAUGUACUUCUAGGAGAAGCAGUUUCUACAAGCACAUACGUACUUGAAACAGUCAUAAUAAAUAUGAUAUUUAAUCAAACUAUGAUUGUCGAGUGUAAAUCAUAUAGACAUACUUGUUUAGUUUUCGAUCUGUAAAGUUGUUUGUUUUUUAUUGAUUAAUAACAAAUACAGUUUCAUUUAUUUAUAAAUGCGUUAAUAUAUAAUUAUAAUGGUUGUUGUAAUA
Mercenaria mercenaria is the source of this 3072-nucleotide messenger RNA. RefSeq names its product mucolipin-3-like. Gene Ontology annotation, molecular function: NAADP-sensitive calcium-release channel activity. Bases 258 to 2195 code for a protein of 645 amino acids. Gene Ontology annotation, cellular component: lysosomal membrane; plasma membrane. NCBI's taxonomy places the organism in Eukaryota, Metazoa, Mollusca, Bivalvia, Venerida, Veneridae. The record is from RefSeq and is a predicted model, not a curated record. The transcript is spliced from 14 exons.